Messenger RNA from Suillus subaureus, 1115 nucleotides. RefSeq lists its product as uncharacterized. The record is from RefSeq and is a predicted model, not a curated record. The transcript is spliced from 2 exons. Bases 199 to 801 code for a protein of 200 amino acids. NCBI's taxonomy places the organism in Eukaryota, Fungi, Basidiomycota, Agaricomycetes, Boletales, Suillaceae.
UCCUCUAGUAGCGGACCACUUUCAGUGCUCCCACAAGUCCUUUCCCUCCAAGUCCCUUCCCUUGUCCUCAGAUACCCUCCCCUCUCCUCCCGUAGUCCUACCCAUCGUCAUCCACGACGCCGAGCAACUUUUUGACGACGUUUAUAAGAUACCCCAAUUGGCGUCCAAAGGUCCUAUUUACCGGACCUCUUCUGACUGAUGUCCGGUAGGCCAACAUCUUCAGCUGGAGGCUCUCGCCCCUUCACAGCCUCAGCUUUUCGUACAUCUUCAGCCCGUCCCCCGACUUCUGCAGGCGCAUUUGACCGUGACCACCAGUACACCUAUGAUAAUGCUUAUAUUGAGGAAGAAGAGGAAGAGGAAAGCGACACAGAGGACCUUUUUGCCUUUCUCCCUCCUUCAACCGCAGACCAACAGCGCGACGUAGAGAAGCAGCGUGCGGCUGAUUUAUCCCGAAUAUCACCAGACUAUGCAAACGUAUUCGCGAAUACAGUCCCAUCAGACGCCCCCCCGCUUGUAUAUCCGGCGCCGACCUUUGACCCCUGGUCUCGUUUCUCCUCUGAAGCGGCCGGUCCCUCCCGUCUAUUCCCCGUACCUAUAUCUCAGGUUCCAGUAGAAAGUCCUCCUUCUACCGCGUCAAACCAAGGCGCAAGCGACCCGUAUCGCAUGCGUCGACUAAGCACAGCCCUGUCGGGUACAACCAACACCCACCCUUCGAGACCUAGUAUCCCAAACUCUCGUCAAAUACGUGUCAGCCUAACUUCCAGCCCACCCGAGAAGCAGUGUCGAGGAGUACCUUCGUAACAGUUCACAGAGGACACGACAUCCUUCAUCAACACUGGGGGAUUCAACAACUUUGAGUAUAACACCUAGUAUGCUGGAACAAGACAGUCGCGAUGGUUCAAUAAAGAUGGAGUUUGAUUUUGACGCCGUGAAUGAAGAGGACAGUCCAUUUCCCGAAGUUCGUGCAUCCGUCUCGAACAUAGAUGACCCAGAAAUGCCCGCUAUGACGUUGCGGAUGUGGUUAAUCGGUUUGGUUCUUUGUAUGACCGCUAGGUGAGUUUUUUUUGAGCAUCGUCCUUGCUUGUAGUCUCAUGGUUUCCAGUGCAAUGAACCUU